This is a messenger RNA of Aricia agestis (brown argus), 893 nucleotides long. It is a transcript of the gene amx, whose product is annotated as TM2 domain-containing protein almondex. The record is from RefSeq and is a predicted model, not a curated record. Bases 106 to 843 code for a protein of 245 amino acids. Lineage: Eukaryota; Metazoa; Arthropoda; Insecta; Lepidoptera; Lycaenidae. The transcript is spliced from 4 exons.
UCUGGGUAUAAAAUUUAAAACAAUAUAGAUUUGUUUUUUCUUUUGGAGUGAAGAAUAUUAUGUAUAUUGAUUAAUAAAUAUGUAAUGUGAUAAACUGGAUUCAUCAUGAUACGGAUAUUUCCAUUGAGAAUAACAAUACGGGAUACUUUUAUUCUAAUUCUACUUGUUAUAUUUAACACGAUUCAUGUAACGGAUUUAGCUAAUAAUGACAUGGACUUGCAAAGUAAACAGAGUAAGCUGAAGGAUGAUUCAAACAAAAAUAAUUUCAACUUUAACAGCAAUGAGGAUUACUUUAAGAGCUGUCCUAUAAACCAGGAGAAUGUCUCUGACUGCGCCUCCCUGAAUUACCCUUGUAUUAACUGUUAUAGAGCAGACAUAGACUGUGUGUAUGGUGCGCUAUACAACUAUACAUGUGAUGUGAAACCUAAAAUUGUGUGUAACGGCUCAAAGACAUUCAACAGAACAGCAAUGUGCCGGUUUUGUUAUCAGACAGACAAGUGGGAGCACAGAUGUGAACAGAAGUCCAGCUGCAAUUCACUCGCAUCUCCAACAAAGUAUUACCUGACAAAUUGCACAGUGUCUGAUGAUGUCAUCUGCCUGGGCAAACGGAAGUUCCUAAAGAAAAUAAAAUGCUCCUGGACAUCUGGAACAAGAUGGGGCACAGCUCUUGUGCUAGCCCUGACCCUGGGUGGUUUCGGCGCCGACAGGUUCUACCUGGGACACUGGCAGGAGGGCAUUGGAAAACUCUUCAGUUUCGGAGGCCUCGGAGUUUGGACGCUCGUUGAUGCUCUUCUCAUUGGCAUCCAUCAUCUGGGACCGGCUGAUGGAUCCGUCUAUAUUUAGUUGUUGUAAGGCUUAUUUAUUUAAACUUAAUGAAUAGAUGUUUAAAAAUA